This is a messenger RNA of Centropristis striata (black sea bass), 801 nucleotides long. RefSeq lists its product as uncharacterized. The record is from RefSeq and is a predicted model, not a curated record. Gene Ontology annotation, cellular component: perinuclear region of cytoplasm. Bases 210 to 485 code for a protein of 91 amino acids. Lineage: Eukaryota; Metazoa; Chordata; Actinopteri; Perciformes; Serranidae. Gene Ontology annotation, molecular function: calcium ion binding. The transcript has 3 exons.
CUGCUCUGUUGCUUAAGCUGCGCCUCUUUCCACAUUCCUUCUCUCCCAGGCACACGCCCUAUGACAAUGAAAAAAAAAUUGGCUGGAGUGAGAAGUUAAAUCACGGAAAAGAUAUGUGUUACUGGUUAAUCUAGCGCAGGACUGAGGAGGAGCAUCUGAGCGAGAGAAGGAGCGCAGUUACUUUACUUUUGUUUUCCUGUCCUAACGAUAUGGAGGGCGCCAUCAAGACAUUGGUGACCACAUUUCUUAAUUCUUCCAGGGGGAAGGAAAACCUAGACAGCGGUGCCUUCAAUAAACUAGUAAAGAAACAGCUUGGUGGCCUCAUGGAGAAUGCAAGCUGCUCCUCUGCCGUGAAGGAGAUGCAGAUGGGACUGGAUGCCAACCAAGAUGGAAAGAUCAGCUUCGGGGAGUACCUCAGUCUGAUUGGCUCACUGGCCAACUCCUACAGUGAGAUCAAGACUGGAACCAGUCAAGAUGCAUCAUAGAAGCUUGGAUCAGCAAAUUAACCUUUUUUUAAAAAAAAAAUCUUUUUUUGUAUUUUCUAAGUAUCUUUUAUCAUCUCUGAAUGUUAAAACAUAACCUUUUUUUCUGCAACAGUCCAUAGUCACUUUCAUUCAGCUAAAAAACAACUACUAUAAUGCUCUUAAUGUCUGUCCAGAUCUGCCUUUUUUCAGUCACACCAUAAUGAUGUUAACUGUCAGGGACACAUUGAAGGACUCUAAGCGGGGAGUGUCUUUUUUUAUACCAAUUUCACAAAGAUACUUGCUUUAUUGUCAAAAUAAAAGCUUUAUGUAAGAAAAA